This is a messenger RNA of Capsella rubella, 708 nucleotides long. Its product is annotated as agamous-like MADS-box protein AGL70. Gene Ontology annotation, molecular function: DNA-binding transcription factor activity. The transcript is spliced from 5 exons. The coding region runs from base 134 to 589 and encodes 151 amino acids. Gene Ontology annotation, cellular component: nucleus. NCBI's taxonomy places the organism in Eukaryota, Viridiplantae, Streptophyta, Magnoliopsida, Brassicales, Brassicaceae. Gene Ontology annotation, biological process: regulation of DNA-templated transcription. The record is from RefSeq and is a predicted model, not a curated record.
GUUACGAGAUACAACAUGCUGAUGAACUUAAAGUCUUAGUAAGUUAGCUAAGAACAUCAUUUAAAUAUUAUUCUGGAAGCGAUUUUUGAUGUUGUGAUGCGACAAAGGUACUGGCCGAGCCUAAGAUAACUCAAUGUUUUGGAUUUCUCAUGCUGGACUUAGUUCCCUAAAGUUGCAUUUUUUUCAGAAAACUCAAGAACUUCGCUAUCUUUCUGACCAUUCCCUUCGUUUUCUCCAUGUGCAGGAUCUUGCGGAAAAAACUCGGAAUUAUCUUCCACACAAGGAGUUACUAGAAAUGGUCCAAAGCAAGCUUGAAGAACCAGUCGAUAAUGUAAGUGUAGAUUCCUUAAUUUCUCUGGAGGAACAGCUCGAGACUGCUCUAUCCGUAACUAGAGCUAAGAAGACAGAACUGAUGAUGGAGGAUGUGAAGUCCCUUCAAGAAACGGAGAGGCUGCUGAGAGAAGAGAACCAGUAUCUGGCUAGCCAGAUGUGGAAGAAGACGUUUCUGGUAACCCAAGGUGGGAGAGGAAUAUCACCCGAAAAUAGCUCCGGCAACAAAGUACCGGAGACUCUCCCGCUACUCAAGUAAUCACCAUCACAACCGGCUGAGUUUUCACCUUAAACUCAUACAAGGCUGAUUCAGAAGUUGAAAAAAGCAAAACAGUUUGUAAAUUAGACAAAGCUGCAUAAUCUCAAACCUUUUCUUUA